AUGGGGUUCAAGUGGAAGAAAUGUGGUUCCAAAAGAAAAUGUUUGAUUGAAAGGCUUGACAUUGUUAAUUGGAGGUUUAAGUAUUUGCGAGAGAUAAGAAAGCUAAGGGAACAAAAAAGGAAAAUUUUCUAUCUGGACGAAACUUGGAUGGACAGUAAUUUAACGUUCCAGAAAUGUUGGCAAAGUGUAGACGUCGAUGGUGUGUUGCCUGAUAUGAACGCGUCAAACCGCGUGAUUGUCGUAGACAUUGGGUCGAACGAAGGGUUUUUGCAGGGGGGUCGGCUUAUUUAUAAGGGAAACAGUGCCAAAGGAGACUACCAUGGCCAAAUGAAUUUUUCCAACUUUGAAAAAUGGAUUAGGGAACGUGUAUUGCCAAAUUUACCGUCAAAUUCAGUCAUAGUCAUUGACAACGCUCCGUACCAUGGAGAACAGGAAGACAAAGUCCCUAAUAAGUCUUCAACAAAGAAAGUAAUGGUUGAGUGGUUGUCAAAACACGGCAAAGACUACGAAGAAAUGACAACAAGGAAAGCGGAACUUUUUGAAGCCAUUGAAAGACUUAAACCACCACAAAAAGUUUACAAAAUUGAUAACUUGAAGUACAUCCUUACAACCAGCUGCAUGGCCCCAAACUUCCAACCCAUAGCUGAGAUGGCUGUGGAACAAAGCAAAGUAAACAGUCAACAAAUACUGCUUUGUCAGCAUGGGUUUGAGCCUCCUGGAGGAGAUGUAAUGCCCUCGCAAGCCUAG
This is a messenger RNA of Macrosteles quadrilineatus (aster leafhopper), 747 nucleotides long. RefSeq lists its product as uncharacterized. Lineage: Eukaryota; Metazoa; Arthropoda; Insecta; Hemiptera; Cicadellidae. The record is from RefSeq and is a predicted model, not a curated record. The transcript has 2 exons. Gene Ontology annotation, molecular function: nucleic acid binding. The coding region runs from base 1 to 747 and encodes 248 amino acids.